UUUGUAUGUUGUUUUUAAAGCAAUGCACAUAGAUAGCGUUGCCUAGAAAUUAAAGUGAAUGUCUACAUAUUUUUAAUUUUUAGAGAAUAUAUUGAUCUAGUCAAAAAUGGUGGUCUGCCGGUUCUUUCAACAAGGCUCCUGUCGCUAUGGUACAAAAUGUCACAACGAGCACUUCGAUGUCAAACAAUACCUAAAAGCCGAUAUGGAGUCCAGCCUCAAUGGCAAGAUGUGGCCUUUCUCUGCCUACGGACCCUUUAAGGACAAGGCCAAUUUCCCUAACUUCAUCGAGGAUCAGUCCUUCGAGGAAGUCCGAUUUUUGUGCUACGAGGCCAAGCGCUUGAAUAGCUUCGAUCAGUUUGCACAGCAGUUCAAUCGCGAGGUCAUGGAGGCCACCAACAAGAUGAAGACCAUGCUGCAGAUGUCGCCCCAAAUUCUUGACGUGAUGAUCAAGAUUCACGAGGCGCCGGAGGGCGGAACAGUGUCGGCGGCCCCUCAACAACCCAGUAACCCCUUUGCUGCAGCUGCUCCGGCAACAAAUUCAUCGGCGUCAAUCUUUGGCAAGCCCACAUUAAGUACAGGCAAUAUUUUCGGCAAUGUCUCUACUCAACCGAACAAUGCGAACAGUAUUUUCGGAGGAUCUAUGGCCACUGCCAAUCCGGGGAACAGCAUUUUUGGUGGCGGAGCUGCGGCAGCAGGAGCUACAAGUGUCUUUGGACAACCACAGCAGCAGCAACCACAGCCUGCAGGUCAAGCCUUUCAAGGAGGCAACCUUUUCGCUCAGGCUCAAGUUCAGCCAGCAAAUCCCAGUCCGUUCGGUGGCUUUCAACAACAACAGCAACCACAGGCGGCUGGGAUCUUCGGCCAACCAGCCAAUACUAAUUUAGGAAUCUUUGGCCAGGCAGCACAACAGCAAGCCCAGGCGCAGCCUCCAUCUGGAUUGUUUGCUCAGGCAGCAGCCUCUACAUUUCCUAAUCAACAGCAGCAGUUGCAACAACAGCAAAUGCAACAGCAACAAAUGCAGCAGCAACAACAGCAACAGAUGCAGCAGCAACAACAGCAACAAAUGCAGCAGCAACAACAGCAACAAUUGCAAAUGCAACAGCAACAGCAGCAGAUGAUGCAGCAACAACAAAUGUUGCAGCAGCAGCAGCAACCGCAGGCGACCAAUGAAGCCCACUCCUCGGUGUACAGCCGCAUGGCGGAUCUCAACGAACAGGAAAUCGAGGCAUUUAAGGCGGAUCAGUUUUUGUCGGGCGCUUUGCCCUUCAAGCCACCGCCAAGGGAACUUUGUUAAGCUGUUGUCAUUCUUUUACACUAACGUAUAUUGUUUGUAAUUUUAAAUUGCGCUGAUAUUAAAUAAGUAAGCCUUAAAAA
This is a messenger RNA of Drosophila ficusphila, 1374 nucleotides long. Its product is annotated as ras-interacting protein RIP3-like. Gene Ontology annotation, molecular function: metal ion binding. The transcript has 2 exons. The coding region runs from base 107 to 1294 and encodes 395 amino acids. The record is from RefSeq and is a predicted model, not a curated record. Lineage: Eukaryota; Metazoa; Arthropoda; Insecta; Diptera; Drosophilidae.